AUGAGGAGGGCUGCCCAGCGAAGCAUACUGCUUAAUAUCUCUUCAGAAUGCCGACUGUCCUACCCCUCCCUCAAAUCUCCGCCUCUCUUUCUCACUGCUACCCUCCCCUGCUCUUUUCCCAUCUGUCUUGUCUUCCUUUUAGGUUUCGUUUCUCUCCUCGGCUUCAACGUCUUCUUUCUCUUUCCCUCACCCACAUCACCAUUCAACUCUCUCACUAUUUUCCUUUUCCUGAUUGUUCUUUUCUUACUUUCUCACAAUCCUCUUCCCGCGCCACUUAUGCAGGUGUGGGGGGAGGAGACUUGUAACAGAGCAAGAACUCUCUUCCUAAAUCAACUUCUAUCAACGUUUUCUUGCAGUCCCUGCUCCAACAAUAGUGAAUUCCAUAUAAACAAAUCCGUUUCACCUGUUAUCCCUUCCUACGGCCUUGUUUCCCGCGCCGGACUGAAGCAAGAAAGAAAGAGAGAGUCACGAAUCGAAGGAAAGACGAGAAUCAUCUGCAGCCUAUGUUCAUUAAAUCGCCUUGUCUUUCCUCAUUAUGACUGGCUUAUUGCUUUGUGGCAACCAACCCUUACCCUUAAGCCUGUCUGA
Messenger RNA from Acanthosepion pharaonis, 588 nucleotides. The record is from the annotation of a GenBank genome assembly. Lineage: Eukaryota; Metazoa; Mollusca; Cephalopoda; Sepiida; Sepiidae.